This is a messenger RNA of Paramecium pentaurelia, 689 nucleotides long. NCBI's taxonomy places the organism in Eukaryota, Ciliophora, Oligohymenophorea, Peniculida, Parameciidae. The record is from the annotation of a GenBank genome assembly.
AUGGACUCUCUUUAUACUUUAUUUGAUUAGUUUAUAAGAAUCAAUUUGAUAAAUUAUCCAUAAAAUUAAUAAGCAUACAUAUUAGAAAGUUGGGAAUUAUUUUUAAGAUUAUUAUAAACUUAACCUCUUGAUUAUGGAAAAAUUUAUACAUUAAUAAAUAGAAUGACUUAUGAAGAUUUAACACCAACAAAAAAUGAAAGAUAAAGUUCUAGUUAAAGAUAAUAAGCUAGAAAUAUUACUGUAGCUUCUUCCCCAAGAAUAAUUUCAUCAUCUGUGUCAAAAAAUAGUAUUGAAAUUGAUAUAUUAAAUUUAAGGUACCAACUUAUUAUAAAAAAUAUCAUAAAUGGACAAUGUAGUUAGUCCAAAAAUUACAGUCUCCAAUCUUACUUGUUAACAAUCAUUAAUUAAUAAAACAUCAUAGUAAUAAAAUGUAAAAUAAUAAGUAUUGUUUCAUGAUAAAAUAGUAAAUGUCAGAAGAGUUUAACAAACAUCUUUUAUUGAGUAAAAUUAAAGAGUUAUAGUUUAAUUAUUCUGUUUCUACAGAUAAGCUAUAUGCAAUUGCAAAAAUAUUAUAAUAGAAAGAUUGUCAGCCAACGUCUAAAUCACCGAUUAAAUAUCCAUUAACAUAAUAUACUAGUAAAUCUAGAGGAAGUAAUCAUAGUGCAGAACAUUAUAAAAUUGUUGCUUGA